Rotaria sp. Silwood1 is the source of this 1062-nucleotide messenger RNA. Lineage: Eukaryota; Metazoa; Rotifera; Eurotatoria; Philodinida; Philodinidae. The record is from the annotation of a GenBank genome assembly.
AUGAACUUUUCGGCUGAUUCUUCAAUUAAUCAACAUUAUAAAUCAUAUUCGUAUGAUAUUGGUUCUUUAAAAAGUAUUCACUCAAUUGAAACAUCAAUUGAUGAUUCUCAAAUGACACAAAAUCGUCCAAGUAUUGAUGAAGAAGAAAGAUCUUUUAUUGAUUCAACAUCCAAUGAUAAUCGAAAUGAACCAACAACAUUACAAAAAUUAGAUAAUAUUUACGAAUCAAAUGCUAUUAUACCAAUAAUGAAUAAGAUUCGUGCAGAUCACAAUUUAGAAAUACCAUUCGUAUCAAUAAACCGGAUAUUUCGUUCAAGUUAUUCAGAGAAGAGCAAAAGGUUAUUUAAUGAUUUCGAACAAUAUCUUAUUGAAAAUUACAAAGAUCGAUGGACAAAACAAAACAAUACAAUUUUAGUAUCGAUGAAACCGCAACAACUUGAAUUCGAUAUACUCGGCUUCGUAUUCGAACAUAUAAAAGAAGAACGUCGUAUUAUUGAAUCUCCUAAUAUUGAACCAGUUAAGACGACUUCAUCAUGUAAUUAUCUUGGGUCGUUCAAAGCCCAUACCAUUAUUUGUGGUGAAGUGACAACAUUAACUCUCACCUUCAACAACAAUGAUUUAUUAUUACUUGAAAAGAAUAUUUCUUCGAAUUCAUCUAAUCCACAAACAACAAAAGCAAUAUUCAAGCUUUUAAAUAAACUUAUUCACCUUGAACGUUGUGUGGCUUUCAUUCUAAAAUAUUACAAAAAUAUAACAUUUGAACAGAUAAUAGCUGUUUCAUUUGGUUGGCUUGUCGAUGCCCAACGUCAUCGAGCACCUCAACACCUCUAUGACAUGGUUUUUACGCCUUCUUUCUCGUCAAAAGUUCCUCUAUUAUAUAAACUAUAUUUACCUGAUCGUGAUGAUAAAAUAAAACAUAUUUAUUUCAUAUGUACAUUUAAUGAUCCAUGGAUAUGUGAAAGCAAUCUAAGCCUUCAAUCUGAAGCAUUUAAAAGAGUUAAAGCUGAUGCAAAUCAAUCAAUGGAAUCAGUAUCAAAAGAAGAAAUAGUUCUAAUUGAUUGA